GAUUGGACAAUGCGCGUCCGCCACGACGCAGGAAGGCCGCCUCAUUGGUCCGCGCUGUCGGGCUUCGGCGGCUUUUCUCUUUAGCGCUCAGGGCGCUGAGCCACUGCUCUUUCUCUUAAGUGAGUGCUCCAUUCCUUCCGGCACCCGGAGCUGCUGGCCCAAAGGGAUCCGGAGCGAGCUAGGCCGGGCACCAUGACCACCCUUGAUGAUAAGUUGCUGGGGGAGAAACUGCAGUACUACUACAGCAGCAGUGAGGAUGAGGACAGUGACCACGAGGACAGGGACCGAGGCAGAGGUGCCCCAGCCAGCAGUUCUGUGCCUGCAGAGGCUGAGCUGGCAGGCGAAGGCAUCUCAGUUAACACAGGCCCAAAAGGUGUGAUCAAUGACUGGCGCCGCUUCAAGCAGUUGGAGACGGAGCAGAGGGAGGAGCAGUGCCGGGAGAUGGAAAGGCUGAUCAAGAAGCUGUCAAUGACUUGCAGGUCCCAUCUGGAUGAAGAGGAGGAGCAACAGAAACAGAAAGACCUCCAGGAGAAGAUCAGUGGGAAGAUGACUCUGAAGGAGUUUGCCAUGAUAAAUGAGGACCAAGAUGAUGAAGAGUUUCUGCAGCAGUACCGGAAGCAGCGAAUGGAAGAGAUGCGGCAGCAACUUCACAAGGGGCCCCAAUUCAAGCAGGUUUUUGAGAUCUCCAGUGGAGAAGGGUUUUUAGACAUGAUUGAUAAAGAACAGAAAAGCAUUGUUAUCAUGGUUCAUAUUUAUGAGGAUGGCAUUCCAGGGACCGAAGCCAUGAAUGGUUGCAUGAUCUGCCUUGCCGCAGAGUACCCAGCUGUCAAGUUCUGCAGGGUGAAGAGCUCAGUUAUUGGCGCCAGCAGUCGGUUCACCAGGAAUGCCCUUCCUGCCCUGCUGAUCUAUAAGGGAGGUGAAUUGAUCGGCAAUUUUGUUCGUGUUACUGACCAGCUGGGGGAUGAUUUCUUUGCUGUGGACCUUGAAGCUUUUCUCCAGGAGUUUGGAUUACUCCCAGAAAAGGAAGUCUUGGUGCUGACAUCUGUGCGUAACUCUGCCACGUGUCACAGUGAGGAUAGCGACCUGGAAAUAGAUUGAACUGAUAGUCUAGUUGCAUAGAUUUCUCAUUGUUUGGGUUGGAAUACAUGUCAUUGUUUAUUUUUGUUCCUUCUUUGUCUUCUGGCUUUUCAGCCGUUCUUUGUAGUCCCUUUUAUUAUGCAUAAAAUCGAGAAAUUCUUAGAUUAAAUCAGAAUGCUGAAUAACCUUGUAGCUAGCAAUAAGGUGACUUACAAUUGUAUAAACAGGAAGCCAGGCUUUUGAACUGUUUACUUAAGAUUCUCUGGCAUGACAUCUCUGUUAUUGUUUCCAGUCAGUAUUUACAAAGCAUCCUAAAGACGGUGUCUUGGAAAUUGUCUUCAGAUGAUCUCAGAGGUCUCUGCCAAGUCUGAGAGUAUAAUUCUGUAGGUAGUGUGUUAUUUGCAACGUAAAUAGUGCAUUUUCUUAAUCAAAUGAUUGUAAAUUGUAUUUACUUGUAAUCAGUUCCAUAGCUUUAGACGGUGGUUAGAUUUUUUUUUUUUUCCCCACCAGGGUCUUGUUUAAAGGGGUGAGCCACCGCACCCAGUCCUGAGGGGUGGCCUCUGCUGCUGAUUUCAUGUCUUCCUCCAGCAUGACUAAGUCUGGAACAGCAGGAAGGGUCAAUGCUUACUGACCUGGUGAUGUUGGAAGACAAGUAGUUUAUGGAUUUAAACAUUAAAGCUGGAGUUGGGCUGGAAAUCUUUGUAAAGGAAGUUCUUUCAGUAAGAUGCCCCUGCUUGUCUUUGUCUCUUUUUUGUUUGACAAGGUAACUUUUUUUUUUUUUUUUUUUUUGAGACGGAGUCUUGCUCUUUCGCCCAGGCUGGAGUGCAGUGGCGCAAUCUCGGCUCACUGCAAGCUCCGCGUCCCGGGUUCACGCCAUUCUCCUGCCUCAGUCUCUCCGAGUAGCUGGGACUACAGGCGCCCGCCACCACGCCCGGCUAAUUUUUUGUAUUUUUUAGUAGAGACGGGGUUUCACCGUGGUCUCGAUCUCCUGACCUCGUGAUCCGCCCGCCUCGGCCUCCCAAAGUGCUGGGAUUACAAGCGUGAGCCACCGCGCCCGGCCGGUAACUUUUUGUUUAACCUAGUUUUUUUAAAAACUUUUUUUUUUUUUUUUGCAUAUUGGAAAAGUAAUUCAUAUUCAGUAGAGGAAAAUUGACCAAAACAGAAGCAAAAAUAAGAAAAUUAAAAUAAUCUCUAAUCCUACUACCUAGAAUAAAACACUAUUAAUAUUUUGGUCUGUUUCUUGCCAAGGUGUUUUCUGUGUAUACACGGAUAUUUUGUUUGUUUUUAAACAAAACGAUGGGAUCAUUCUGAACAUACUGUUUUAUAGUAUGGUCAGCUAAUAAUAUGUCAGACCUUUUUUCAUAUUAUUAAAUAUUCUACAACUUUUUAAAAAUGUCUAUUAAUAUUCCAUCAUGUAGAUGUGAUAUAAUUUGCUUGAUGGUUGUCUUAAAAAGAAAGGUAGCAAAUACUUUUUUUAAAUCACAAAAGUGAUAGAUGUUCAUUGUAGAAAAUGUAAUAAACACUGUUAAGACUUAAAGCCAUAUAAUUCCACCAACCAAAAUUAAUCCCUGUUGUCAUAUUUCUAGUCAUUUUUAUAGCCUUUUUUUCUAUGUAUUUAUAAUAAUUAUCAUUUGAGUUUUUUUCCUUUUUUUUUAACUUUAAAAAUAUAUAUUCUAUGGUCUGGGGAAAUGUAAUCUGGAAUUAAAUAUUAGCCUUAAAAUUCACAAUUUUGAUUUUCCUGGCUUUUCAGGAAUUGACUAACUGUAAAAGAGUCUUGAAAGUGUUUAGUCAACUAACAGAGUGCAUUUUUUUUUUUUUUUUUUUGACUAAGAAAGCUCAUUGUAGUAGAAAGGGUGGAAUGUAUUGAAAAUUAUUAGAAGCAGGGAACUAUUGUUAGUCUAGCUUAUUUCCUUUCAGUCUUUUUUCAGUAUUUUUAAAAACAUUGAGUACUUACUGAAUUUAGUUCUGUGCUCUUCCUUAUUUAGUAUUGUAUCAUAAAUACUUUGAUGUUUCAAACGUUCUAAAUAAAUAAUUUUCAGUGGCUUCAUAAU
Molecule: messenger RNA, 3128 nt
Organism: Symphalangus syndactylus (siamang)
Lineage: Eukaryota; Metazoa; Chordata; Mammalia; Primates; Hylobatidae
Gene: PDCL
Product: phosducin like
Biological process (GO): heterotrimeric G-protein complex assembly; regulation of G protein-coupled receptor signaling pathway
Cellular component (GO): cytoplasm
Source: RefSeq, a predicted model, not a curated record